Hemiscyllium ocellatum (epaulette shark) is the source of this 3783-nucleotide messenger RNA. RefSeq names its product death-domain associated protein (gene daxx). NCBI's taxonomy places the organism in Eukaryota, Metazoa, Chordata, Chondrichthyes, Orectolobiformes, Hemiscylliidae. Gene Ontology annotation, molecular function: histone binding. The transcript has 6 exons. The coding region runs from base 173 to 2980 and encodes 935 amino acids. The record is from RefSeq and is a predicted model, not a curated record.
GCGGGCGGACGGUUGUCCCGCGGCUGAGGGAGGGUAUUUUUUUGUUCGGCGAUGGCGGCCUCGGGCGGGACGCGGCGGCGGCGGCGCUGCUGCAGGAGCGGCUGAGAGGGCGGGCCCACCUACCCCCCCGCGGCCUACCCCCGUGUCCCUGACCCACACCCACUGCCUCCUCAUGGCGCUGCCGCCAGACGCGGCGGCGGCGGCGGUGGUGAACCUGCUGUCGGAUGAGGAAGGAGGCGAGGCCCAGGCUCGGGCCCGGGCCCAGGCCUCAGGCCCCGACGACGACGGCGAUGCCGCCGCCGAAGCAGCGGGAGGCGGCCGCGAGAGGCGCUCCCGCCGGGUCCGCCUGCGGCCGGCGGCGGGCUCCCCUCCCCUUCCGCGGGCCCCGGGCACCGAGGCCGCUCUCGGCCUGGAGCUGGGCCUGGGCCUGGGCCUGGGCCUGGGGCUGGGCUCCGAGCUGCAGCUGGAGCGGGACAGGGAGCGCGGGCUGGUCCGCUUCGAGAACCAGAGGCUGUUCACGGAGUUUGUGGAGUUCUGUGGAACUUUAACGGAAGAGAACCCGGAAGUGAUCAAUUUCCUACAGAGGAAGUACAGCAAGGCCUUCCCAGACUAUCUGGCCUCCACGGAGUUCCGCAACGUGCUGGGCCGUUGUCUCACUCGGGUUCAGGGCAAGAAAAGCAAAGUGUUUGUUUACAUCAAUGAGCUCUGUACGGCUCUGAAAGCCAACUCUCAAAAAACCAAACAGGCCUUGGCCAGCAGGGAGAACUCCAAGAAAGCAGAGGCUGAGCCAGGCAGUCCGUCAGCCCAGGGUGGGAAAGAGCCAGGCGUGUGUCCGGCUCCGAGUAAUGACCAGUCAGCAGAUCCAGCCUCCAUGUCGGUCUCUCAGUCUGAGCCAGCCACGAAGAAGCGGACAGGCAGUGGAUCCCGCCGUCAGAUCCGCUACUUGGAGAACCUCCUGAAGGUCUACGCUGACGAGAUCAAGCGCCUGCAGGAGAAGGAGCUGGACCUGAAGGAGCUGGAGGACGAGGACUCCUCGUACAUCCAGGAGCACCGGCUGAAGAAGAAGAUGGUGAAGAUCUUUGAGAAGCUGUGUGAGCUGAAGAACUGCUCGAGCCUGACGGGCCGGGUCAUUGAGCAGCGCAUUGCCUUCACUGGCACCCGGUACCCCGAGAUCAACCGCAAGAUCGAGAGGUUCAUCAACAAGGCCGAUCACUUCCCCGAUUACCAGGAUAUCCGCAACAUCAUUCAGAAAGUCAGCAUCAAGCACUCACUGGGCCUCAGGCAGAGGCAGAUCCAGAGCAUGGCACAGGACGUGUUCAGAGAGGUGGGCAAUCGUCUACAGGAGCGGCGCCACCUUGACCUGGUGUACAACUUUGGCAGCCACCUCACCGACGACUAUAAACCAGGGAAAGACCCAGCCAUGGUGGACCCCACCUUGGAGAGACGGCUGCGGUCUAACCGGACGGUGGCUCUCGGGCGCCUGGAUGAGGUGGUGAAGAAAUACGCCGAGCUGCAGGACAUCAGUGAAAUCGAGGAGGAGGAGAAGAGAAAGAAAAAGAAACUGCUGCAGUCGGCAGUCACCUCCACCUCCGAAACCACCACAGAGGGAGCUGAGGAGCAACGGGACACGGCCCAAAAGGUGAGCGCGACUAAAGGGCAAGGACCAGAGGAAGAUCAGGAUGGUUGUGGCUCAGAUGAUGAUCAGGAGGAGGAGGAAGAUGAAGAGGAGGAGGACCUGUCGUCAGAUCCCGACAUCGAGGAAGAACUGUCAAAGAUCGAGGAGGUUGUAGCCACUGAGGAGGAACCACAUGAAGAUGAGAAAGCAGAAGGCAGUGAUGCUGAGGAGGAGGAGGGAGAGGAGGAGGACCAGGGCUCUGUUGAAUCGGCCCAGUCUUCGGAAGACGAGGACAGUGAAGAGGAUGCAGAGUCUGCAGAAGGACCCCGUGUGGAUGAAGGGGUGGGAUUGGAGCCUGUGGAGGCCGAGGCUAGCUCCAAGACUGAGCUCAGCUCCACAUGCCCGACUGCCAAGUCUGAGUGCGCUGCCGAGAGUGGGAGCCCCACGCGAGAGGACGUCAGCAGUGAUGGUGUCCCUAUGGAGGACGGAGUGGGCUCGAGUGUUGGGGGUGAAGCUGCUACACUUGCCGUCGCUCUGGGGGACGGGGCGGUGGAGGAAGGGGUCGGCUCCAGCAGCGAGAACGGGACUGCCUUGGCUGCGGGGGAAGAGUUGGCGUCUGCCGUCGCUGAGACGGAGUGCCAGGCUGAUGCACAAGGCAGUCCUGCGUGCCCACCUGAGGAAGGAGGCGGGAGCUCCGAGGCAAGUCCCGUGCCCGCUGAUUGGGAGGCAGCAGAGCCUGACCUUGGAGGCCAAGCCCAACAGCAUCCAAAGAGGAAACGCGCUGACUCCAGUGGGCAGAAACUGGAAGUGGCCGUUGUCAAACGGAGCCCCGAACCCAGCCCCUGGGUGGCUGAGCAAACCGUAACAAACAAUGUGCCUGCACACGGCGAGGGCAGUGCAGAGGCUUCUCCGUGUUAUGAGCCGAAACCUUCGACCCUGGAGGUUGAGACCACCCUGGAUGGUAGGCCUCCUGUCACAAAAGGGAAGUUGGACGUUCUGGGAAGGGAUGAGCAUGGUCCAGACGUCUGUUUAACUGCACUCAAUGGACAAAAGCAAGAGUCUGUCGAUCUAGACACCUCACCAGUUGCAAAAAGAAUGAAGCGAGCCCCGGACGUGGAGACGCAAAGUCUGGAUGUGAUCGAGCUGAUGGAGUCUGACGAAGGGCUGGAGGAGUCACUGAUGGACUGUGCAGAGUCUACCGUGCCUGUCAAAUCUCUGCUGCCUGCUGUAGAUUCAACCCGUGCAGAUUCCCCCCUGGUCAGUGUGGUCACCAGUUCACAGCCCAGCCCUGUGAGACACACACGGGUGAAUGUGGCCACGCAGUGUGACCCGGAAGAGAUUAUUGUUCUCUCAGACUCUGACUGAGGUCCUGGAGGAAGGUGUUUACUGACUGGGCUCCUCCAUCACAAGGAGUGCUGCAAAUUGUCUUCAGAACAGGAGAAAGCUUGCACUGACACUGCGGGGUACCUCCCUCCUGCUCACUAUCUCUCUGUCUCCCUCACUCUGUCUCUCCCUCUGCUCAUGUCCCUUGUAUCAAAUACAAGUGUCGCAAGACCGAAAAGAAACUGCAAGCAACAUUUCGUUUUUUCAAAAAAGAUUUUGCCGUGUUCGGGCGUGAGGAAGUUUCCGCCUUUGGGAAUGUCUGGAACUGGGUCAAAAAAACAGGAAUGGGCUCUUUACCCACAUUGAUCACUCUCCUCAGCGGGAGGGAGGGAGGGAGGGGAGGGAAGCUGUCCUGUUUUGAGGUGGAAGGUUGUUUUUUUGAAAUUGAUGUAUAAAUUAAUCUGCCGUCUUUUGUUAGCAGUGCACUGUGCACAGUGCAGUUGAUGCAUUUUCAGACAGUCAAAGGUAAGCAUCACUUUUUAAAAGAAAAAUAUAUCUCUCUAUAUUUAAAAGCAAACUUGUGGACUGCUCAGUGCUGCACCUCAUCCUUCUGAAAACAUGGAUUAACCAGGACACAUUGAAAUUAAAUUCUCAUCUGAGUUGUGAUGGUAAAAGGCAGUUUUUCUCAUUAACUGUACAACUCCCAUCUGCAUUUCCUGAAGUUUAUUUUCAGUUCUCAAUCUUUGUUCUUUCGCUGUCUGUCUCUCGGGCGGUUCUCUGUCUAUCUGUCUGUCUGUCGGUCUGUCUGUCGGUCUGUCUCUCCCUCCCCCCCCACCCCCCUUUCC